UGUAGCUAUUUUCGGGGCUGUAACAAAUAAUAGGUGUCGAACGAAAUCUUCUAUAACCGCAUUGCAACGAAAUGCUACGAAAUAAAAACAUGUUGUGAUUUACGAGUUAUACCGAACGAGAAAAGUGUUGCAGGAUUUACAGUAGCAUUUAUAGGCGAACUGCUAAUCGAGCACAUGUAUUUUGCGACAAUCUUCAAAGUUUGUAAAAUGCUUUAUCAAUUGUUUUGGUUCCUGGCGACAUGCUGCACAUUCAUUAUGCACUCACUAUGGAUAUGCUGUAACUUCGCUUCCGUUGGCAUUCCUUGGUUGAUGUUGCUUUUGUUGUUGGUGUGUAUCGGUUCCAAAUUUGUAAAGCUUAAAUCUCCUACUGACGAAGUUGUCAUGUCCAUGCUGUCGAAGAAGGAUGAAAGCGAGUUGCUGUUCUGGCCUAUCGUCAACCGGGGUGGGGCAUUUGAUGCACCCGACAAUUCACUGGCGGCGAUCAAUCAGUGUAUGGCAUUAAAGUGUCAGAAAAUUUUACUAGAUCUCAGCAUCACGAGCGAUGGAAAAGCAAUAAUAUUCCACAAAUCGACGCUUGAAAAAGCGAAUAUAAACGAUCCCGUAAAUAAGCUUGAUUCUAGUUUCUUCGAAAAUUUUAACAUCGCCGAACAUCAUCCGCUAAGUCAACUGUUCCAACCAGAAAAAGUACUGACAUUCGAGAGACUCUUGACGCUGCUAGAAUCUUCGAAUGUUACCGUAUUUCUUCGAGCUUCGCAUAUCAAUUCUUAUCUAUUGGAUAGGGUUCGCGAGGCGGCUGCAAAAUGUUCUAUUUUUACGAAACGCAUUAUCUUUUGUUGCUCCUCCCCGACGGCAAUUUACCAGCUUCGCACGCAUUGCCCAGAUCUGGUGUGCGGUCUCUGGAUGGAAAAAUCAUGCCACAUGCUAAUGCCCCGCUAUUUUACUACCUCGACGAUAUUGCUAUCAAUUCUUGGUGCCAUUUAUCGAAACAUAAUCGCGCCCGUGAUUGGCGUUAGUCUAGUCUUCAUCCACAAGGACGAGUUUAAUGCACAAAUUUCUACAUUGUGGAAGAUCGUCGGUGUUCGGCCUAUUGUGUACACAAUAAACUGGCCGAAUGAAAAGCGCUAUUUUCAGCAGGUGACCAAAACGCUUUAUCUCACGGACUCGCUACGUUCCGAGCCGCAGAUAAUUUUCAAAUCAAAACGACAACAGUAGUAAUACGCGCACGACUUUAUUGCAAUCAUCGGUGUCAUAGGAUAUUAUUGAAUGUGAAAUGUUUGUGUUGUAUUAAGCAUUUAGUUCCUUAAAUUGGACUUUUGAGUAAAGCAGGUGCCAUGAAUAACUCAAUGACCCCGUAUUGCCGUAUCACUUUUGCCAAACGAAUUUCGAUGGGAAAAGAUUAUACGGUUAUUUAUUUAUUUUUUUAGGCCAAAGCAAAGGGCGGAAACCACCCAAUUUUUGUUGGGGACGCUGAGUAUUAUUAGUAUCCUUAUUUAUGCCGCAUAGUCCGAGGCAUUUUUAGUAAUGAAGUAUUGUUUUUUUUUUAUUUUGUUUUUUUUUAAUGGCCUCAUUAUUGUGUUUUAUAUCGA
This is a messenger RNA of Anopheles nili, 1586 nucleotides long. RefSeq names its product glycerophosphodiester phosphodiesterase 1. The transcript has 4 exons. The record is from RefSeq and is a predicted model, not a curated record. NCBI's taxonomy places the organism in Eukaryota, Metazoa, Arthropoda, Insecta, Diptera, Culicidae. Gene Ontology annotation, biological process: lipid metabolic process. The coding region runs from base 175 to 1212 and encodes 345 amino acids. Gene Ontology annotation, molecular function: phosphoric diester hydrolase activity.